Messenger RNA from Nicotiana attenuata, 1959 nucleotides. RefSeq lists its product as uncharacterized. The record is from RefSeq and is a predicted model, not a curated record. The transcript is spliced from 6 exons. Bases 1 to 1959 code for a protein of 652 amino acids. NCBI's taxonomy places the organism in Eukaryota, Viridiplantae, Streptophyta, Magnoliopsida, Solanales, Solanaceae.
AUGCCAUCAUAUGAUACUUGGUUUUGUCAUGGUGAGUCUCUAAAGGGAUCAAACAAUACUCAAGCAAAUAAACGCAGCCAGUCAACUUUAAGGGGCGAUGAUAUGACAGGAAUGAUACAUGAUGCCUUUAAAGGCUUUACACAGUUCAUGGAUACUGACAUUAGUGAAGGGGGUGACAUAGAGCAUAACUUACAAGAGAAUACUGUUCAUCCAUCUGGAAAUCAACCGCAUCCAGAGGUGGAUAUGUUUGAACGGCUCAUGAAGGAGGCAAAUGAAGAACUAUAUCCAGGAUGUAAGAAAUUUAGCAAAAUGUCCUUUUUGAUGCAUCUGUACCGUACAAAAUGCAUGUUCAAAUGGUCAAAUGAAUCGUUUAGUGCUUUGCUUGGACUAUUGAAGGAUGCGCUGCCUGAAGGAGAAAAAUUGCCUCCUUCUUUCUAUGAGACCAAAAAGAUAGUUGAAGGCUUGGGCUUGAAAUGGAAAAAUGAUGCUAGAAAAAUCCCAGCCAAGGUCCUAAGGAAUUUUUCUUUAAAACCAAGGCUACAAAGACUGUUUAUGUCUUCGGAAACUUCUAAAGCAGUACGUUGGCAUCAUGAAGAGCGCAACAAAGAUGGAGUUAUACGACCUCCUGCAGAUUCUGAAGCUUGGAAAAAAUUUGAUAGUAAAUAUCCCGAAUUUGCUGGAGACCCUCGCAAUGUGCGCCUAGGAUUAGCUUCUGAUGGGUUUAAUCCAUUUGGCACAAUGCGAACUGUUCAUAGUACAUGGCCAGUGAUUUUAAUGUCAUAUAAUCUUCCUCCAUGGAUGUGCAUGAAACAAGAGUUCUUCAUUCUGUCCUUACUUAUUCCUGAACCCAAAGCGCCUGGCAAUAAUAUCGACGUAUUUUUGCAACCUCUAAUAGAAGAGUUAAAUGAAUUAUGGGAUGUUGGGGUAGAAACAUACGAUGCCUCUACUAAGGAGAUAUUUCAAAUGCGAGCAGCUCUCAUGUGGACUAUACAUGCCUUUCCUGCAUAUGGUACUCUCUCUAUAUGGUGCACUUAUGGUCGGUUUGCAUGCCCUUCUUGUAACAUAAACACUCAAUCUAGAAGGCUGAAACAUGGCAGAAAGUUUUGUUACAUGGGGCAUCGACGCUUCUUGAAGUCGGGACAAAAAUUUCGGAAUGAUGCGAAAUCAUUUGAUGGGACUAAAGAAACAAGACCUGCACCUUGUCCAUCUAAAGACAACUUAGAUGCUCGAUUGGACUUGAAGGAGAUGAAAAUAAGACCAAGCUUAUGGCCUCAAUAUCGAGCUAGUGGGAGAGCAUAUCUUCCUGCUACUUUUUUCACAAUGUCUCAGCAGGAAAAGGAGUUAUUUUAUGAAGUACUACAAAAUGCCAAGUUUCCAGAUGGCUAUGCGUCUAAUAUUUCACGUUGCGUUCGCAAACGAAACAAAGAGCUAAAACUAGAAGAGUUAAACCUACUUGAAGAAAAAAUCCCAGAAACAUUGUCUACUAUGGAGAAACUCUUCCUUCCAGGAUUCUUUACUGUUAUGAUACACUUGGUUAUUCACUUGGCAACCGAGGCUAAACAUGCGGGACCAGUACAUUAUCGCUGGAUGUAUCCAAUUGAGAGGUAUUUGGGUACUUUAAAAUCAUAUGUUCGUAAUCGUGCAUGUCCAGAAGGUUCAAUAGCAGAAGCAUACAUAGCAAAUGAGUGUAUGGUAAAGGAGUUGGAAGCCACAUCUAACAUCUUAAAGGAUGUUAAAGUCCUAGCACAAGGACCGAGUUACAUUGCAAAAAGAUUCAGUGCGUUCGAUGUUAAUAAUGGGUAUCGAUUCCGAACAAAGCAAAGUGAAGAGUUCAAUGUGACACAAAAUAGUGGUGUUAUGGUCGUUUCAAAGACUGAAAGUUAUGCAAGUACAAGUGAUAAUGCUCCAAAAUCUGCAAAUAUCACAUAUUAUGGCAGAUUGAAUGAUAUUGUGGAGUAA